CCAAUAGUUUAUUUCUUCUUCUUCUUCUUCCACAAUAAAAAUCCCAAAAAGAUCACUUUUUUCUUCUUCUUUAUCUUCUGUGUUUUCCCUCCCUCACUUUCUUCACGUAAAACAAACAAAGCCUUUGAAUCAACAAAAAUGCGAUAAAUUCUGACCAAUCUCUUUUCCCCCAUUAUUGGAAUACUGUAAAUCAAACAAGUCUUGAACGGAACAGACGUGCCAAACAGUUACCUUCGUCUGCCUUCAUCACUGUAAAUUGAAGGUUUGCUGCAAUGGCUUCUUCCACGAGAUUGGCCACCCUCAUAAGCUUCAUUGCUUUCUCAACAUAUUUCUUUUUCAUCAUUUUCCAAGUUCCCAUUUUUAGGGUUCCAUGCAGAAUGGGAAUAUGUAAGACACCAUUAGAAGUGACAUCUUCUCAGUUAAUUUCAAGUGAGGUCUUCCCUCUUUUCAUAGUGAAGACUCUUCUCUACCCAGGUGCUUUUGUAAAGGCAAUUUGCAAGCAGAAAAGCAUCCCAACCUAUGGAAAUUUGCUCAAGUUGUACAAAUUAAGUGCAAGAGCUAUGUCUGCCACAUCUGAUCUCCAACACCUAGAGGUUCUGGCUGGAAGCUAUUUGGCUGUGGGAGGAGCAAUAGCAGGUCUGAUAAAACCAGGGAGAAUGAGCCUUUUUGGAAUACUACUUUUGAUGUGGGGUCUGAUUAGGGAACUCAUUAUGGGAAAAUCUGGUAUCCAUAUCUAUCCAGCAAUGUAUAUUGUGCUUGUCUUAGCAUUCUUCUCCAUUAGAAGGGAUGUCAGAAAGAUAAUCCGUAGCUUCGACCUAAAGCACAUUGUGAAGGCAAAACGUUUCUAAAUGAAAGGUAAAAUGAGGCUGGCAUGGAUGCAUAUAUGGUGUAUGUAAUGUGCUAGGAGAUGGUUCAAUCUGACAGGUAGUUAGUAAUAGUAUUAGCACUUGUGCUCACUGUUUAAGGCAAUUAGAACCACAGGAAUAUAAGACCUCCUAAUUUUAGGCUAGCUAGUGGAGAAUAUGCAGCAUGAAUUUUAUGCAUUAUGCUUGAAUGAGAAUUAGGUGUAGACUAUAUUUAGUUACCUGAUUUUCAUCUCUAAGUCCAUUGUUGCUGUAUAGAACAGGGAUUUGACAAAUUCUUUAGGAGCUACAUAAUGCAACUCAUUUUGGACUUUCAAUACUCUGAUUGCAUUUAUGAAAUCUAUACAAAAAGAAAGGCGUUCUCCAUAACCGAAAUAGGCAUGUAAAGAACGAGUUGUAGUCUUGUAGACAUAUAUUGGCACCUUAUUUUCUUUGUCAGAGUUUAUUGAUGUUCUGAGUAGAGUUUGCAGAAUUUUUUAGGAAAUUCGUAAUGCAGCUUAUAUUGUACACUUUUGGAGUUCUGUCAUGGACAUUUAUCAUUACAUCUGAACUAAAAGGAGGUGUUUAUUUCCAAAACUCAAGUAGCAAAUUCUGUAUUUUCUUUGAGAGCUUAAAAGACCUAUUUGAUGUUUGUUUCAUUGCUUUAUUAAGCUUAAGAAAUGAUAAUGCUUACCAGAUUUUAUUUCUACAAAUGAAAUUGGCUUCUCUGCACAUUAUAAGUAAAGGAAAUUGCAG
Messenger RNA from Lotus japonicus, 1598 nucleotides. RefSeq lists its product as uncharacterized. The transcript is spliced from 3 exons. The record is from RefSeq and is a predicted model, not a curated record. Lineage: Eukaryota; Viridiplantae; Streptophyta; Magnoliopsida; Fabales; Fabaceae. Bases 273 to 848 code for a protein of 191 amino acids.